Molecule: messenger RNA, 1904 nt
Organism: Pteronotus mesoamericanus
Lineage: Eukaryota; Metazoa; Chordata; Mammalia; Chiroptera; Mormoopidae
Gene: PNRC2
Product: proline rich nuclear receptor coactivator 2
Exons: 3
Coding region: 428-847 (139 amino acids)
Biological process (GO): nuclear-transcribed mRNA catabolic process, nonsense-mediated decay
Cellular component (GO): nucleus; P-body
Source: RefSeq, a predicted model, not a curated record
CCCGGCCCCGGUCUUGUGCUCACCCCUGCCUCCAUUUUGUCGGUAGAGGCAGGAGGAGGAAGUAGACCGGACGCCGAGGUGGUCAGCAGCUAAGUCGUCGGUGCUUGUGGGCUUUGUUCGUUCCGUGCCUCGUCUCUCCCUGGAAGGGGAGGGGGCUUCGUUGCUGAGCAGGAGCCGCCGCCGCAGUCCCGAGCUUGAAGUCGCUAGGACUUCUCUCAAACUUGUGUGCUGAGGAGACUCAGAUGUUGGCCUCAGCUCUUAGGCUGAACUCAGCAGAUUGGCCCAUGAAAACUUCUGUUUUGAGACAAAGGAAAGGCUCUGUCAGAAAGCAACAUCUAUUAUCCUGGUCUUGGCAACAAGGAAGAGGACAGGUAGUGGAAAUCCUGCAAUCUGAAAAGCAGACUGAAAGGUGACAAAGAAGCUGAAGAUGGGUGGUGGAGAGAGGUAUAACAUUCCAGCCCCUCAAUCUAGAAAUGUUAAUAAGAACCCACAGCAACUUAAUAGACAGAAGACCAAGGAUCAGAAUUCCCAGAUGAAGAUGGUUCAUAAGAAAAAAGAAAGAGGACAUACAUACAACGCAUCAGCAGCUGCAUGGCAGGCCAUGCAAAAUGGGGGGAAGAACAAGAAUUUUCCAAGUAAUCAAAAUUGGAACUCUAGCUUAUCAAGUCCCAGUUUACUUUUUAAGUCUCAAACGAAUCAGAACUAUGCUGGAGCCAAAUUUAGUGAACCACCGUCCCCAAGUGUUCUUCCUAAACCACCAAGCCAUUGGGUUCCUGUUUCUUUUAAUCCUUCUGAUAAGGAAAUAAUGACAUUUCAACUCAAAACAUUACUUAAAGUACAGGUAUAGAAGGAAGAUAAAGUACUAAUGUUUAGUAAUAUUUAAGGGUAGUUCUCAAUUGUCUCAUACCAAGUUCACUAGUGUAUUAGUCUCUGUAAAACUGCUGACUGAUAAAGAAAAUGCAAUUAGACUUCAUCUGGUUUUGUGUUGUGUGCACUGUGGUAUGUAAUGGUAGUAUCAGUGCCACUUAAAAUAACUAAAUUACCAAUAGCUGUACUUUAUAUCAAGCGUUCUCAAUUGAGUAACUCUUAGGUGAAACCAAGUUUGUAUUUGGGAAGUGGUAAAGGAAUCAACUUUCUCUCUUGCUUUUUGGGUAAAAUACUGAUUGAAGACUAUCACUCAAGUCAGAUUGACUUGCUGUAAGCUAGUGAAUCUGAUUUUAAGCAUCUAGUUAAGACAGCAAUUGAGAACUAGUUGAAUAUUGAAAGUGUCCUAAAAACACCUAAACCAGUAAUAUGCCAACAGUCUGAUGCACUGCCAAAAGAAAAUGUGAAUUUCCCUUCCAGAAUAGUUGCAGUUUAGUAAACUGAAUGGUGGUGAAUGUAGAAGGGGCACUAGGAGCAAUUUAGAAUGAAACAGUUCUCCAGUGGUCCUGUUUCUCAUGCAGUGGGUAGGUGACUGAAAAGAUGUGCCAAAACCAUUUUUUAUAAACUAUUUGGUGGUCAGAGUGGCUUUCAUAAUGCAUUUUUGUAUUACAGCACUGCACAAACUAUUUUAACAGUGAUCUUGCCUCAAACCAUCCCUGCAAAGCUUGCUUAAAGUAGGGAGCUACAUAAUGUGAAAGUGUGAGUACCUAGGAAAGAGCCAUGUAAAUAUAUGUAAUAAACUUGUAGCAUAUGUAAAGUUUUGGCAUUUAUCCUACAAAAAUAAGAGUAUUUUAGUAUGAAUUUGUUGAAUGUAAGACCAUGGACUCUUUUUACACCUAUGGCCUAAUUUUAAAGGUCCAAAAUAAUUUGUUUUUAAAGUUUGCCCUUGUGCUAAGUGCCAGUGUAUGUAUGUUAAAAUUGAUCUGGUUGUAAACUAUAUUUCAAAAUAAAUACUAGUGUAGUAAGUUUUAUAUAACAAA